This is a messenger RNA of Salvia miltiorrhiza (redroot sage), 1353 nucleotides long. RefSeq names its product 2-hydroxyisoflavanone dehydratase-like. The coding region runs from base 298 to 1263 and encodes 321 amino acids. Gene Ontology annotation, molecular function: hydrolase activity. The transcript has a single exon. Lineage: Eukaryota; Viridiplantae; Streptophyta; Magnoliopsida; Lamiales; Lamiaceae. The record is from RefSeq and is a predicted model, not a curated record.
UUGGAAGAGUAUAUAAUAAAAAAAAUAACAAAUCAUGACAAAGUUAUUUUUAUAAAAUAAUUAUUAAUUUAUAAAUUAUUAAAACUUAUUUUGACAUGCUCAAUCAAACACACACUUAAUCCAAAUUUAGAAGAAUGGGAGUAUGAGAUUAGAAAGUAACCCAAUAGCGAUUUGAAGCAUAACCGCCAAAAACAAGACAAGCGUCAAAUGUAGGUGAGCACUGAGCGACGUUCAUUAUCCACAUUCAUAUCACACUCCCUCACUCUCUCUCUCUCUCUCUCUCUCUGAAAACAAAACAUGGUAGCUCGCCUCAUCUUCUUCCUAACAUUCUUGACUCUCAAUUCACAGUCACUCCCCACAGCCACAGACCCCAUUCUCUAUGACAUUUACCCCUUCAUCAGAGUCUACAAGAACGGCACAAUCCAGAGAUUCAUCGGCCAAGAUUUCGCUCCGCCCUCCACCGAUCCAACCACCGGCGUCCGCUCCAAAGACGUCCAUUUCUCUCAUCUCUCCGCCAGGCUCUACCUCCCCAAAAACGCCGCCCGCAAGCUCCCCCUCCUAAUCUACUUCCACGGCGGCGGCUUCUUCACCGAGUCCGCUUUCUCCCCCACCUACCACCACCACCUCAUCUCCCUCGUCGCAACGGCUCAGAUCGUGGCCGUCUCCGUCAAUUACCGGUUAGCCCCUGAGCAUCCCCUCCCCGCCGCCUACCAAGACGCAUGGCUCGCACUCCAAUGGACUUUCUCUCACUACACCGACCCAUGGCUCAAGAGGCACGCCGAUUUCGACCAAUUUUACUUGGGCGGAGACAGCGCGGGAGCCAACAUCGCGCACCGCAUGGCCGUCAGGGUGGGCCCGGGGGUCAAUCUGCGAGGGAUGUUCCUCAACUGCCCCUUUUUCCUAGGGAAGAAAGCCAUCGGGAAUGAAUCGGGAGAUGUGUACGCGGAGACGCAGAUGCGGAAGCUGUGGCUCUACGCCUACCCGAAUAGCACGGGUCUGGACGACCCCUUGGUGAACCCGGGUAUGGAUCCGGGUCUCGGGAGGGUGGGGUGCCAACGGGUGCUGGUGUACGUGGCCGGAAACGACGUGUUGAGGUUCAGGGGGCGGUACUAUGCGGCGGCGCUGGGGCGGAGCGGGUGGAAGGGGGAGGUCAAAGUGGUGGAGGUUCAAGGAGAGAGCCACGUCUUCAAUUUGAUUAACCCCAAUAGCUCUAAGGCUGUCGCCAUGCUCCGAGUUCUGGCUUCUUUCCUCAACUAUUCAUGAUUUUAUUAUUUUUUGUUUUUGUUUUUGUUUUUGUUUUUAUGAAGAAAAAUUACUAGUUGAAUGAAACCGUGUUUAUCCGUUUUGUCUGGA